GUUAUUCUGCUGCGAUCCCAUUUUGUGCUUGACUAAACCCUUUUAGGGACAGAAACGGGACUCGGGCUGCACGGUGUUUGGUUUCAAUGGACUCUGGACUGUGUAGGACUCAUCUCCACAUCUUAUACACUGGGUUUAAGGCCGAUAAGGUGGAUCUUCUGCUUCGAGUCAACGCCUCUUUAUCACGAGUGUAGCGAGCGGGGAGAAAGGAGGGGUUCCUGAGCCUGGCAUCUCCUGACAAGCUUACAAUCCACUCCCGCUUCUCGCCGCUUUUCUCUGAUGCUCUUGCUGAGCUGAGCGUCCAUCUCGAGUCGCGGGACAUGAACGGCUACGGCUCGCCGUACCUGUACGUGGGCGGCCCGGUGGCGCAGGCGCGCGCGCCGCUCCAGCGGACGCCCAAGUGCGCGCGCUGCCGCAACCACGGCGUGCUGUCCUGGCUCAAGGGCCACAAACGCUACUGCCGCUUCAAGGACUGCACGUGUGACAAGUGCAUCCUGAUCAUUGAGCGCCAGCGCGUCAUGGCGGCGCAGGUCGCGCUCCGGAGGCAGCAGGCCAACGAAAGUUUGGAGAGUUUAAUCGCAGAGCCGCCGCCGCCACCAGCACACAGAGCCAUGAGCUCCGGGGAGUUACGCUGGAACACCGAGUCCAUCAUAACCAGCCAGUCACCAACAGACUUAAACGAGGACCUCUCGGGUGAGCAAUCCGGAGGAGAGAACAGCGGCAGCACCAGCGACCGAGAGCAAGAUGCUGCCAGCUCACCUGAAGAGCCAAAACCCAACUCCUGCUUUACUCCUGACACCCCAGAUCCACCUUCUAAUUCUGAGGACCGUUACAUCUCACCCAAACCUUGCACUGACCCUGAUCCAAAGCCUGACAGCCCCAAAUCUCCCACCGAGCAGAACCUGUUAAUUGAAGGCCUCACAGGCUCUGUGUCCCUGCCCUUCAACCUGCGAGCCAACCGUCCUCCUUUGGAGGUACUGAAGAAGAUCUUUCCUUCACACAAGCCAGCUGUGCUGGAGCUGAUCCUGAGGGGUUGUGGAGGUGACCUUGUGGGUGCCAUUGAGAUACUUCUCUCUAGUCGCUCUACUUCAAAAAUGGACAAGCCCACAUCCGAAAACUCUGAGGCUUUAAUCUUGCCCUCCAAUAGCCACCUUUUUGAGCCUCUAAGCUCUUACCCAGUUUCUUCCUCUAAGUGGUCAGUUGGUUCAGCCUUUCGUGUGCCAGAUUCACUUCGCUUUACUCCGGAGUCACCUGGUGGGGUGAUGCCGACUCCCUUGGGUGUCCCGCUGCAGCCUAGCUUUCCGCAGGCACACCGUUAUCCACUGAUGCUGCGUAACUCACUGAGCCGCGGUCAAGCUGGCCCUUUUAUGUCAAAUGACAUGACUUUGUGGAAUACCAUGAGCUUGCAACAGCAAUACCAAUUCCGCUCACAGUAUGUCUCGCCCUUCUCUGGGCCGUCGUUCCGUGGAUCACCUCUCCUGCCCUCCAGGUCAACACAAGAGGAGCAGCGCAUGACCAUUCAGGAGGAUGCAGCCAAACACACUGUAUAUGCCGCCACCGAUGAGGAGUACGAUGAGAGAUCUGACUCCUCAGACUCGAGAAUCCUCAGUACAUCUACUUAACCUACAAAAGUGGCAGAUAUACCAAAAAUGUGUUAUGUAUAAACGAAGAAAAAAUGGAGCUUUAUGAAACAUACAGUAUAAUGAGAUAUUGUGUUGCUCUCCCUAUGAAAAAUAUCUACCAAAAAUCCUGAAUGAUUAAGUGACUGAGCAUUAGUUGUGAAUAAAAAUCAUAAAUUCCUCCUUGCAUGAAAUGUAUUGUGAAUAGUAAUGCAAUGUAGAAAUAGGAAAACAAUAUAAGCAUGUAAAUGGAUACGCCAUAUACCCAGUCUGAGUUCUUAUUGUCAUUUAUUCACUUGAAUUAAAUAUAGACAGGAUGUGUAUGUUAAUAGGAAAUUCACAUUAACUGGAAAAUGGAUGUUAUUUAAUAUUGAACUUACAAAAAAAACAAAAAACAAAAAAUCAUAAAUGAAAUCAUUUCAGCAGAUUUAUGUUCCUGGAAAUACUUGUUCAUUGUAAAAUAUUAUGCAGUCUAUACAAGGUUUCUUAUUUCUUUUAUAUAUUGAAUCCAUAAGGAACUCAUUUUCAAUUCAUUAAACUUGUAAACUAAGACAUGUCUUUAAGCAUUAAUAUGACAUUCCUCUGCAGAACAGUUUGAAUUGGCAAUUAUGUGAACUCUGGACUGUACAAAGUAAUAUAUCUAAAAUAAUAAAAUCGGCGUGUGAGCAUAUUUUACGUUUGUGUGAGUAUUAUUCAGACUGUAUUGCCAGACCUUGACCUUUACUCACAAUGUAACAUUAUUAAAGGCCUUUUCGCUUAAUAUCUGGAUAAUAGGAAUGCAAUGCAUGCUUUUUACAGAGCACAAUGGAGCGAAAGAGAAAAAAAAAUAACUCAUGAAUUAACCAUAUUGGGGUUCUUCGUUUUGUUCCAGACGAGAAGAAAAAAUGUGUUACAAUCUUUAUGAGAAUGGUGAAAUGAUUAUUGUGUGCGCUGUAUUCGGUGUAGAGGGAUCUGAGCCUAUGGAUGUUCAACAAACAA
Silurus meridionalis is the source of this 2597-nucleotide messenger RNA. RefSeq names its product doublesex and mab-3 related transcription factor 3a (gene dmrt3a). NCBI's taxonomy places the organism in Eukaryota, Metazoa, Chordata, Actinopteri, Siluriformes, Siluridae. Gene Ontology annotation, biological process: regulation of transcription by RNA polymerase II; male sex differentiation. Gene Ontology annotation, molecular function: RNA polymerase II cis-regulatory region sequence-specific DNA binding; DNA-binding transcription factor activity, RNA polymerase II-specific; protein binding. The record is from RefSeq and is a predicted model, not a curated record. Gene Ontology annotation, cellular component: nucleus.